AUGGAGUCUUUAGAGGAGUUGUCUGAUGGACCGGAAGAAAAGUUCACAGAAGUCCAAACUUCCAACCUCAAGGAGAUUCAGACCACCAAGACCCAAGACUCCUUUGCUCACACCAAAAAAACGGAGAACACCUUGAUCCAGGUUGCCUUCUCUGUUGGGCUAAGCAACAUGUGGCGUUUCCCAUACAUGUGUCAUAGGAAUGGAGGAGGCAGCUUUAUCUUGAUGUACUUCUUCAUGCUUCUCCUGGUCGGCACUCCCCUCUUGUACAUAGAGAUGGUCAUAGGGCAACGGCUGCGUGUGGACAACAUCCGGGUCUGGAAGCAGCUCCUCCCGUGGCUGGGUGGCAUGGGCUACACUAGCAUGCUGGUGUGCUUCUUAGUGAACCUGUAUAACGGCAUCAUCAUCUCCUGGAGCUUCUCCUACUUGAGCCACUCCUUCCAUCACCCCCUGCCCUGGAACCAGUGCCCACUGGUAAAGAGUGCCAAUGGAACUGACCUCGCCUGCAUUCAGACCGUGCCCCACCAGUACUUCUGGUACCACACUGCUCUGCAUGCACCAGGCAGCAUUGAGGAAGGGGUGGAGUCCCUUGUUCUGAACCUCACCGUGGGCAUCUUCACAGCCUGGUUCCUCCUCUUCUUAAUCAUGAUCACAGAACUAAAGAUCUCAGUGCCGAUGCUGAUUUCCUUGGUAUUCCUCCCCUACGUCAUCCUCCUCUGCUUCCUCAUCCGAAGUCUCUUCCUGGAAGGAACUGUCAUCACCUUCUCCUCCUACAAGACUCAAGGCAACGUCCAUAACUUUACCCAGGUGGUCUCCAUGGUAGCCCUGAUCAACCUACUGACCUCAUUGUUGCCUACAACCAUCAUCUUUCUAGUGCUGGGGUUCUGGGCCACAACCAGUGGUCCCACCUGUAUUAAGAAGAGCAUCAUAAAACUCAUGGAUCUGAUAGCCAAAGGGUUGCUGCCUCCGCAAACUAUGCCCCCAGAGAAAGUCUUGCUUAUGAAAGACGUGGACUACACAGAAUGGCUCGGCAGCCUCCCCCAGCACCUCCAGCAUCACGUCAUCCACCUCACCCCUUCCUGCAGCAUCAAGAUACAGAAGGAAAAGAUCAUGGAAGGCCCUGGCCUGGUGUUUGUGGCCUUCUCCCAAGUCAUCUCGUCGUUCCCUGGGGCCCCCUUCUUCGCCAUCAUCUUCUUCCUGGCCGUGUUCAUCACAGGGCUGAGUACCUUGAUGAAAGUCUUGGAAGGCAUCUCCCUUCCCCUCCAGAAUGCCAUUCCCAUCUUCAGAAAGCAUCCUAAGCUGCUCUCAGCCUAUUGCCUGUCUCCUAGCUGCACUUUGACCCCUGGCCCAACCCUAUGCGUGGACCUCAGUGUGGCCAACCCUGACUCUACCUUAGUGGUCAUCUGCCUGGGAGGUCUCCUGGGAAGUCUGGUCUUCACCAGUCGCUCCGGAAGCUACAUCAUGUCUUUGUUUGAUGAACACCUGGUCCCGCUGGUCCUUGUCAUCAUUGUGACCUUCCAGCAUGUGACCCUGGCCUGUAUCUACAGAAUCCGAAGCUUCCAUGAAGAAAUGUUCACUGAGCUGGGCCCUCUGCCGUGCUCCAUCUUUGUCUUCCUGUGGAGUUAUGUGGCCCUGCCAGGGCUGCUGGCUCUUCUCACCAUCUGCUUCGUGCGAUUCUACCAGAUGGCACCCCCCUACUACACCGCCUGGAAUGGCAGCCAGGGCCAGGAGGUGAGACAGCCCUACCUGCCAAGCAAUGUGAACUGGUUCCCUCUCCUCCUUAUCGUCGCCUUCCUACCGAUCCCGACCUUUCCACUGCUCCACUGGAAGGUCAAUGGAACCGUGGAGAACAGUUACCAGCACAAAGAGGCCACAGAAGAGAAUCAUCCCACUCUGCUGCUGGGUCUCUUUGGGGCCUGUCACCACCAGCUCUACUGUUGA
This is a messenger RNA of Orycteropus afer afer, 1938 nucleotides long. RefSeq names its product orphan sodium- and chloride-dependent neurotransmitter transporter NTT5-like. The transcript is spliced from 13 exons. The coding region runs from base 1 to 1938 and encodes 645 amino acids. The record is from RefSeq and is a predicted model, not a curated record. Gene Ontology annotation, biological process: sodium ion transmembrane transport. Gene Ontology annotation, cellular component: membrane. Lineage: Eukaryota; Metazoa; Chordata; Mammalia; Tubulidentata; Orycteropodidae.